AUGCAACCUAGGAGGUGGGGGACCGCAGGCGACAGGGAAGGAGAACGCGGAGGCUCGGCAGAAGCAACAGAAGCUGCAACUGCAGCAGCAACUGCAGCAGCACCUGCAGCAGCAACUGCUGAGAACCAGACGCAGCUUUCGGUGUUCGUGCAGAUGGAGUAUUAUGGAUUGACACUGCAGCGGCUAGCAAAGGAGGGAAGAACGCUCAGAAUCGCAGAUGUAUGGCGGCUUUUUAUGCAGCUGCUGGAGGCGAUGGUUUGUGUGCACCGCGCUGGGACUUGCCACCGGGCCCUGCAUCCUUCGAAUGUUUUUCUGGUUGAGGGCCCGGAGGGCCUAAUCGUGAAGGCGAGUUUGGGGUCCUUUCUGCUGUCUUCUGUGGCUCUGGGAUGGCUGAGGUGUACAGACAGCUGA
Molecule: messenger RNA, 411 nt
Organism: Eimeria mitis
Lineage: Eukaryota; Apicomplexa; Conoidasida; Eucoccidiorida; Eimeriidae
Exons: 3
Coding region: 1-411 (136 amino acids)
Biological process (GO): protein phosphorylation
Molecular function (GO): protein kinase activity; ATP binding
Source: RefSeq, a predicted model, not a curated record